Mangifera indica (mango) is the source of this 1471-nucleotide messenger RNA. Its product is annotated as adenylyl-sulfate kinase 3-like. The transcript has 8 exons. Gene Ontology annotation, molecular function: adenylylsulfate kinase activity; ATP binding. The record is from RefSeq and is a predicted model, not a curated record. Bases 228 to 1103 code for a protein of 291 amino acids. NCBI's taxonomy places the organism in Eukaryota, Viridiplantae, Streptophyta, Magnoliopsida, Sapindales, Anacardiaceae. Gene Ontology annotation, biological process: sulfate assimilation.
UUGCCUCCACGUCACCAUUCAACUCGGCAGCCCACUUCCAUCUCUAUAUACAAAAAUCAUCUCCCCUUAGCUUGGUCUCAUCAUAGAUCAAAUCAAACCUUCCUCUCUUACACUCAGCUUCCAGUUCCAAUUCCAAAUAUCACCCACCACAAUUUCAUUUCCUUAAAAUCGUUUCCUUCAUCAUACAACAGGCUUUAUCUCGUCGCUUUUGUACAAAAAUAAACUCUAUGGAUAUCGCUGCGGUUCAAGGAGUGCGAACUCGGCCAUCAAUUGGCGGACCUUCGCCGGUGGAGCUUGAUUCCGGACCGGAAUUCAAGAAGUUAGGGUUUGUUAAGGCUACAAGGUUUAAUCAUGUUCGUGGCGUUAGAGCGAUGUCGUCGUCGUCUUUGAAGCCGGCCAAGACAAUGAAGACAAUGAAGGAGUCAUCGGCGUCGAUGAUCAAUGAAUCCACGGUUAUAUCUGGUAAUAGUCUAAAACACAUAGCUACAGUUGAAAAGUCAACCAACAUCUUGUGGCACAAAAGUUCGGUGGAUAAAAUUGAUAGGCAAGAGUUACUUCAGCAGAAGGGCUGCGUCAUAUGGAUUACUGGUCUUAGUGGUUCAGGAAAGAGCACUUUGGCAUGUGCUCUGAGUCGUGCCUUGCACUCAAGAGGAAAGCUAGCCUACAUUCUCGAUGGUGACAACUGUCGGCAUGGACUGAAUCGUAACCUUGGAUUUAAAGCAGAAGAUCGUGUUGAAAAUAUACGAAGGAUUGGGGAGGUAGCAAAACUCUUUGCAGAUGCUGGUGUAAUUUGCAUUGCCAGUUUGAUCUCUCCUUACAGAAAAGACCGAGAUGCUUGUCGUGCACUAUUUCCGGAAGGAGAAUUUGUUGAGGUGUUCAUGGAUGUCCCACUUCAACUGUGUGAGUCAAGAGACCCCAAGGGCCUUUACAAGCUUGCACGAGCUGGGAAGAUCAAAGGUUUUACUGGGAUUGAUGAUCCAUAUGAACCACCACUGAACUGUGAGAUAGUACUACAACAGAAGGAAGACAACUGUGCUUCUCCAUGUGAAAUGGCUGAAACUGUGAUAUCUUACUUGCACGUGAAAGGGUACCUUCAUGCCUAACUUGCUGAAGAGGUAUCAGUAAAUGUAAUCGAAGCCUAAGCCUAAGAUUAUAGAAAUUGAUUCUUUUCUACAGUAACAAAGCCGUUCCUGCAUUUGUAGUUCAACCAUAUAUGUGUCCUUAAAGUAGCAUAGUGUAUUUUGUAAUUCAAGCACCAAUUAAUAAGGCGGAUCCACAGGACAGGGAAUAGAUUUGUUUUGUGUCAUAUCCAUUUCAGAAUAGGAUUUGUCCCAAAGUCUGAGGUUUGCACUCAAUGCUUGUGCAUAAAGUUGCCUUUGGAUUUGUAGAGAUGCAUCAAAAUACUAGUGCUUGUACAUUGAUUCUACGUGGAUUCAUCUGGGUAUGAAAUGGAAAACUGUUAUUAUGAAUA